This is a messenger RNA of Rhipicephalus sanguineus (brown dog tick), 2327 nucleotides long. Its product is annotated as protein unc-13 homolog C-like. NCBI's taxonomy places the organism in Eukaryota, Metazoa, Arthropoda, Arachnida, Ixodida, Ixodidae. Gene Ontology annotation, cellular component: ribonucleoprotein complex. Gene Ontology annotation, biological process: retrotransposition. The transcript is spliced from 2 exons. Gene Ontology annotation, molecular function: single-stranded RNA binding. Bases 94 to 1443 code for a protein of 449 amino acids. The record is from RefSeq and is a predicted model, not a curated record.
GCGGCUACAUCGACGUCACCGGACGGAGAUAUAAAUACACGGCAUCCAUCGAGCUUCUUCAGUGGGCAUGUCGGCUGGCCUCGCGUCGGCAUCAUGUCAAACCCGUUUAUUUUCUUCAUGCAGCUGCUCGUCUUGGGAUCGACAGCGACGGUCCGAGAAACGCAUCGCACAUUCGUCCUCGCUGAACCCCUGGAAAAUUUUGAAGACUGCGCAGGACAACCAGUGUACUACAAGCAGUGCUGGGAAUGCUGGGAAGUGUCACGUGCGGCUACAUCGACGUCACCGGACGGAGAUAUAAAUACACGGCAUCCAUCGAGCUUCUUCAGUGGGCAUGUCGGCUGGCCUCGCGUCGGCAUCAUGUCAAAUCCGUUUAUUUUCUUCAUGCAGCUGCUCGUCUUGGGAUCGACAGCGACGGUCCGAGAAACGCAUCGCACAUUCGUCCUCGCUGAACCCCUGGAAAAUUUUGAAGACUGCGCAGGACAACCAGUGUACUACAAGCAGUGCUGGGAAGUGUCACGUGCGGCUACAUCGACGUCACCGGACGGAGAUAUAAAUACACGGCAUCCAUCGAGCUUCUUCAGUGGGCAUGUCGGCUGGCCUCGCGUCGGCAUCAUGUCAAAUCCGUUUAUUUUCUUCAUGCAGGUUAGUGAUGAUGUUUCAUCUGUCAAAUGUGACGACCCUUUCUUUGUCCAGCUGACAUGCCCAUGUAGCUUAAGCAGAAUCUGUUCUGGUGUACGCGAAAUGCUUCUCUCUUUGCUUUUGUUGUGUGGCGACGUCGAGCCGAAUCCCGGCCCUGACGUUCAAAAGUUGCUUGCUGAGCUUUUAGAUGGUCAGAAAAGCAUUCGGAAGAGGCUGGAUGGCAUUGAGCUAAAGUUAAAAAAAGUGGAAGAAGUCGCUACGGCUGUAAAUGAGGUGAAAACAAUGACGUAUAAGUUGGAAAAAAGGGUCGUAAGCUUGGAAAGCAAGCUAGCUGAUCUUGAAGAUAGAAAUAGGCGGAACAACUUGAUCGUCUUUGGUAUACCGGAAACAACUAAUGAAAGUUUCGAUGAACUCAGCGAGAGUGUGUUGAAGGGUGUGUUUACUGAUAUCCUGGAAAUACAAGUAUCGUCUGCGGAAAGAAUUCACAGAAUUGGGCGCAAACAACUACGUAAGCCUCGCCCCAUAAUUCUGAAGCUUAUUGAUUACCGUGAGAAGGUUGCUGUGCUUAAAAAUUGCUUCAAACUAAAGGGUACAGGUUUCUCGAUUUCUGAGGACUUCUCGGAAGCUACACGUCAUAAAAGAAGAAAACUUUGGGAAAGCACGGCGGAAAAUCGAAGGGCAGGCGAAAAGGUGAAAUUAAUCUACGACAAAAUCCGAGUUAACGGUGUUCUGUUCGUUUGGGAUGCAGACCGUAACGAACGAGUGCCACUUCAAGGUAAUGCCGUUAAGGAAUCUCAGCAGUGAACCGAAGCACAAUCAGGCAAUUCACUUCGCUGCAUUCAGUUUAACGCCCGCAGCAUCAUUAAUAAACUUGAUGACCUGGAAAGUAUCACAAUAGCGCAUGCACCCCAUCUGAUUGUAAUAACAGAAACCUGGUUACAUUCAGAUAUUAAGGACGACGAAAUAACGCCCCCAGGAUAUGGCAUUUAUAGGAAAGACAGACCUUCUCGUGGUGGUGGUGUGGCCGUCCUGUUUAAAAACUACCUCAAUGUGACUAGGCUUUCUGAUAGAGACGGUAUUGAAUGUGUCAUUAUUAAAAUACACCUUGAGGAAAUGAAUCUGGUUGUGGGUGCAUUUUACCGCCCUCCGAAUGCCGAGAAGGCGUUUUUUGAUGGUUUUAAUGAUUUUCUUUGUUCUUGCAACACAAGCACUUGUAAUAUAUUGUUAGCUGGCGAUUUUAAUAUUCCUCAAGUUAAUUGGGACGCGGACUUCCCGGAACCGCUUUCUAGUGCUGCUGAGCCCUUGGUCGACAUUGUUCUUUUCCAUGACCUAACACAGUUAGUAAAACAACCCACCCGUGUUCAAAGUAACGCACAAUCUAUUUUGGAUCUUUUUCUUGUGAGUGACAGAAUCCUUCGUCGAAAUCCUGCUUUGUGCGUCUAUGACGGUGUAUCCGACCAUCGAUUGUUAUCUUUAAGCAUUCCACUGCGCGUAAGGAAAGAAGUGAAGGAAAAACGCGUAGUGCCAAAUUUCACUCGUGCUGAUGACGUCGCCGUUCUUGACCUGUUAGAUAUAUCGUUUUCUGAUUUCAGUGAUAUGUAUGAGUCAAGUAGUUGCUCUGUCGAAGAUUUGUGGGGUUUCUUCAAGAAUCUUGUUAUGAAAUGCGUCUCAAGUCAUGUGCCCUCAAA